Messenger RNA from Acaromyces ingoldii, 380 nucleotides. RefSeq lists its product as hypothetical. The record is from RefSeq and is a predicted model, not a curated record. Lineage: Eukaryota; Fungi; Basidiomycota; Exobasidiomycetes; Exobasidiales; Cryptobasidiaceae. The annotation marks the transcript as partial. The transcript has a single exon.
CUUCGCGCCUAGUUUGAAAAGGUGGAGAAGAUUGUAUUCCACUCUAUCUUGCACCCCCAUCUCCAUCUCUCUUUCCUGCUUUCAAUAUGUAUCCCCCGUCUCUAUCUCUCCCUCUCUCCUUCUCGACUAUUGCGACGGGGGACGGGCGGAUGUUCUGGGUUGUAGGAAAAUAUCUGCUCAGAGGUGGUAUGCCAGCCAAUCAGAAGCGCCAAUUUGUGCACGUUCUUCCUUUCGCGCUAGCUGGACUGUCUGCAUCGCUAUGCAUCUGUCCACUCCAGAGGAAAUCCUCCGACGCCGGAACUGGUCAAAUACUAGCUAUAGAGAAAGAACAGUCACUAUCUGUCAUCGUCGUCUGCCCUGCGUCAAGUGAAUAGAAGAAU